This is a messenger RNA of Neltuma alba, 2733 nucleotides long. Its product is annotated as protein NLP2-like. The record is from RefSeq and is a predicted model, not a curated record. NCBI's taxonomy places the organism in Eukaryota, Viridiplantae, Streptophyta, Magnoliopsida, Fabales, Fabaceae. Gene Ontology annotation, molecular function: DNA-binding transcription factor activity; protein binding.
AUGGAAUAUGGUGCCUUAGUACACAAUAAUUCUGCAUUUGAUGCCUUAUCAGACAGUACUGCCUCAGUUUCAGAAGGGGAUUUCAUUGACGAGGUCCUUGCGCAUGGUUGCUGGCUGGAAACCACCGGAGGAUCAUACAACCUCACUCAGCCUUGUGCUACGAAUCCCCCUUCUCUCAGUGACCCUAAUUUGCACUACUGGACAUCCUCAGAUCCAAAUCACCAAAUCUAUCAGCAAGAAUCAGAGUUAAGUUUUCCAUUCCAAUCCGAAAGUUUCGUGGUUGCGAGCUCUGAAGUGGGCAAGAGGUGGUGGAUUGGACCAAAGGCAAAUCCCGGUCCAUCUUCCUCAGUCAAAGAAAGAUUAGUUCUUGCCGUGGGAUACUUGAGAGACUACACCAAGAAUGCCAAUGUGUUUCUUCAGAUAUGGGUGCCCACCAGGAGAGAGGGAACAUACGUUCUAACCGGCGCUCACGAUCACGCUCCCCCUUACCCAUCCGUCGAUGAUCCGAGCCGUAAGACUCUUGAAUAUUACCGAAAUGUUUCCAAAGGUUAUCAGCUGGCUGCCGAGGAGGAAUCAGAGGAGUGCCGAGUAAUCCUAGGAAAAUUGCCUGAUCAGUGGACCCCCACUGUUCGCUUUUUCAAAAGCCACGAGUAUGUUACAUAUGUAAAUUAUGCACAGCAGCACUACGAUUUGCGCGGAUCAUUGGCCCUUCCCGUGUUUGAGAGAGGCAACGGGACAUGUCUCGGCGUUGUUGAGAUUGUAAUGACCAAUCACAACAUCAACCAUCACCCGCAAAUCGACAAUGCCUGCCAUUCUCUCCAGACUGUUGAUUUUAACAAGAGUACUUGCCAGAACCUCAUUUCUCCGUCUGUGAAGGUAUUUGACGAGUUGUACCUAGCUGCACUAAAUGAGAUAGUAGAGGUGUUGACGUCUGUGUGCAAGACACAUAAUUUGCCUUUAGCCCUGACUUGGGCUCCCUGCGGGCAGCAAGGUAAGGGCGGAUGUCCGAACGAUAAUUUCGUCGGUUGUUUGUCCACCGUGGAUUCUGCUUGUUACGUGACGGAUUUAGAUUUACUUGGGUUCCAAGAAGCCUGCUCUGAGUACCACCUUCUUAGAGGGCAAGGCAUCGUUGGCACAGCCUUCACCACCACCAAGCCAUGCUUUGCAACCGACAUAACUGCCUUCAGCAAAACUGAGUAUCCUCUGUCUCACCAUGCCACCAUGUUUGGGUUGCAUGCCGCCGUCGCUAUUCCACUCCGUAGUGUCUACACCGGAUCCGCUGAUUUUGUGUUGGAAUUUUUCUUACCGAAGAAUUGCCAUGACGGCGAAGAACAAAAGCAGAUGCUGAAUUUAUUAUGUGUCGUGGUACAACAAGCUUGCCGGAGUUUACAUGUUGCCAUGGACAAACAGAUGGAGGAAGAAUUCACGUUUACCGUUGGAGAUAUGCUGGCUGCGGCUUCCAAAGGCGGAGCCCACAAAGAAGAAACUCUUGAGUUUGGGUCUUGUAAUUUAGAGGAGGCAUCUUCAAAAGAAUCGUCGUGGAUUGCACAUAUGAUGGAGGCUCAAACCCAACACAAGGGCAAAGGCGUGUCAGUGUCGUUGGAAUACCUGGAAGAACCAAAACAAGAGUUCAAAGUGACAACCAACUGGGAAGGUGCCCACGUGGGAUUCUGCAAUGGGCAGACAUUUUCAGAUUAUGGACAAAUUCACCCGAGCUCAGCGGCAUCCAGAGCGAGUGUAGAGGGUGGAGGAGAAUCUCAUGCUUUUGGUGGACGCCGCUCGUCUGGUGGCAGAAAAUCAGGCGAGAAGAGACGAACCAAGGCCGAGAAGACUAUCAGCUUGCCAGUUCUUCGACAAUACUUUGCAGGAAGCCUUAAAGAUGCCGCCAAGAGCAUCGGCGUGUGUCCCACGACUCUUAAAAGGAUAUGCAGACAACAUGGAAUUACCAGAUGGCCUUCAAGGAAAAUAAAGAAGGUAGGACACUCGUUAAGGAAACUUCAGCUUGUAAUCGAUUCAGUACAAGGUGCUGAGGGCGCCAUUCAGAUCGGUUCCUUCUAUUCCAGUUUUCCAGAGUUGAGCUCCACAAAUUUGUCUGGCAGCGGUCCUUCUCAAUCGUCAAGCAUCAGCGACCAUUCCAAGAAAGCGCAUGCUCGUCCCGAGCACGGCUUAUAUGGCCACGGCGGCCCAACAUUAAAAUCUCCGCCCUCUUGUUGCAGCCAGACUUCCACCAUCAUUAACCGGUCCAGUGCAGAUUUUAUAAUGGCAGAAAACCCAGAAGCAUUGCUCAAGAGAGCUCAUACUCACGUUGAAGCAGAAUUGCGUGAGGAUACAAAACAUUUCGCAAGCCAGCAGAAACCACUCGGGGAGCAUCCCAGUGUUGAGAUUUUACCUCCAUUGCCUGAAAAUAGUGGAUGGAACGCACGAGAUGGUGAUGCUUUUAGGGUGAAAGCUACUUUUGGGGACGAAAAAAUUCGCUUUAGCUUGCAACCAAAUUGGGGGUUUAGAGAACUGCAACUGGAGAUCGCAAGACGGUUCAAUCUAGAUGAUGUGAGCAACAUUGGUCUCAAGUAUUUAGAUGAGGAGGGUGAGUGGGUUCUUUUAACGUGCGAUGCUGAUCUUGAGGAGUCUAAAGACACAUAUCGAUCAUCUAAGAACCGUACAAUGAGGUUCGCCCUGUUUCAAGCUUCACCCCUAAAUCUAGCCAACACUUUCGGCAGCAAUAGCUCAUCCUGA